Molecule: messenger RNA, 1029 nt
Organism: Penicillium arizonense
Lineage: Eukaryota; Fungi; Ascomycota; Eurotiomycetes; Eurotiales; Aspergillaceae
Product: NMT1/THI5 family protein
Exons: 3
Coding region: 1-1029 (342 amino acids)
Biological process (GO): thiamine biosynthetic process
Source: RefSeq, a predicted model, not a curated record
AUGUCUACCGACAAGAUCACUUUCUUGACCAACUGGCACGCGACCCCGUACCACGCCCCCCUCUACCUCGCCCAGGCCAGAGGCUACUUCAAGGAUGAAGGCCUCAAGGUGGCUCUGCUCGAGCCCAACGACCCCUCCGAUGUGACCGAGAUCAUCGGCAGCGGCAAGGUCGACAUGGGCUUCAAGGCCAUGAUCCACACUCUGGCGGCCAAGGCUCGCGACUUCCCCGUCACUUCCAUCGGCUCCCUGCUCGAUGAGCCGUUCACCGGAGUUGUGUACCUCAAGUCCAGUGGUAUCACCGAGGACUUCCGCUCGCUGAAGGGCAAGCGCAUUGGCUACGUUGGCGAGUUCGGAAAGAUCCAAAUCGAUGAACUCACCAAGUAUUACGGCAUGACCACAGACGACUACACAGCCGUCCGCUGCGGCAUGAAUGUCACCAAGGCCAUCAUCCAAGGCGACAUCGACGCCGGCAUCGGCCUCGAGAACGUCCAGAUGGUCGAGUUGGAAGAGUGGCUCGCCGAGCAAAACCGUCCCCGCGAUGACGUGCAGAUGCUCCGCAUCGACCAACUCGCCGAGCUGGGCUGCUGCUGCUUCUGCUCGAUCCUCUACAUCGCCAACGACAAGUUCAUCGCCGAGAACCCAGAGAAGAUCCAGAAGUUCAUGCGCGCCGUUAAGCGCGGCACAGACGCUGUUCUUGCCGACCCGGCUACCGCCUACAAGGAGUACAUCGAUGUCAAGCCCAUCAUGGCCACCCCCGUCAACCGCAAGAUCUUCGAGCGCUCGUUUGCUUACUUCUCGCGUGAUCUGAAGAACGUUGCCCGUGACUGGAACAAGGUUACCAACUAUGGAAAGCGUCUUGGUAUUCUCAAGGAUGACUUCGUCUCCAACUACACCAACGAGUACCUUUCCUGGGGCCUUGAUGCUGAUUCUACUGAUCCUACCGGCGACCAGAAGCGCAUGGCUGCCCUGCAGAAGGAAGUUGCUGCUGGCGGUGGCUACAAGCGUCUGGAGGUUUCGGCCUCUGCUUAG